AUGACAGUCUCACCAUUGUCGGACCCAGAUGUUGAAAAGGCUCUAUCCCAGAUCAAUCCUUCGCAGCAGCAUUCUCUCCACGACAAUGUCGAUAAGAAAGACCAGCUUGCGCGAAUCUACCGCAAAAUCGACAUCCGCAUCUUACCCAUGGUCGCGCUAAUCUAUCUGCUCUGCUAUCUCGAUCGGUCGAAUAUCGUUUCUUCUGCAGGCAACGCGGAGGUCCUCAACUCUAACACGAAUGAUGACCUCCUCCACGCCACCGGCUUGACAGAGUACCAGUACCGCGUGGCGCUGAUGCUGUUUCUCGUCGCUUACUCGCUGCUCGAAGCCCCGAGUAACCUUGCCAUGAAGGUGUUUUCGCCGCCGAUAUGGCUCGCCUUCCUCGUCGCCUCCUUUGGCGCCCUCUGCGCCGGCCUCGGAGGCGCGCAAAACCCCCAGACUGUCAUGGCGCUGCGGUUCCUGCUCGGUAUGGCCGAGGCGGGCGUUUUUCCCGGAAUGAUCUUCUACCUCAGCUUCUGGUAUGGCCCGCGAGAGCGAGCUAGUCGGAUUGCUGUGUUUCUGUGCAGUGCGACGCUAGCCGGUGCGUUUGGAGGUGCUAUUGCCUACGGCGUUGGCCAUAUGAACGACGCUGGCCGCCUGCAGGCCUGGCGAUGGCUGUUCAUCCUCGAGGGAUGCCCGUGCAUCGUCUGCGCCGUGCUGAUCCUGCUCGUCCUGCCGCGGUACCCGGAAACAGCGACGUGGCUGUCCAGCGAGGAGAAGGAGAUCCUGCUAGCUUCGUUUGGAGAGAAUGUGUCCAAGGGACACGACCACCUCAAUUGGACCGACGCCAAAGACACGCUGAUGCAAGCCCGCCUCUGGGUGCACUACUUCACCUAUCUCCUGCUCGGCAUCGGCGUCUCCUCGCUGUCCCUGUUUGCGCCCACUAUCGUCCAGGAUCUGGGAUAUAGCGGGCUCGAUGCGCAGCUGUUCACCAUCCCGCCGUAUGCCUGUGCCUAUGUCUUUACGCUCGUGCUAGCACUGUUGUCUGAUCGAUAUGCGUGUCGUGGGCCGAUAAUUGCUGGCUGUUUUGUCUUUGGGGGUGUAGCUUUUACGAUUGCUGCCUCCAUCCCUUCCCCCUCCCUCCACCUCCGCUACGCCAUGCUCGUCCUCGCCACCUGCUCCGUCUUCGGCGGCCUCCCGCCUCUCUGCGCCUGGGUCUCAGACAACGUGCGUACCACGACCGCCGCCUCGCUCGCCUCGGGCCUGAACAUCGCCUUCACGGGGCCCGGCCAGAUCAUUGGCGUCUGGAUCUAUAGAAAUGACCAGGCGCCGCGGUUUCAGUUGGGUCAUGCCGUUAAUGCGGUGAGUUUGUUUGUUGGUGCGGCGAUGGCGACGGGGUUGUGGUUGAGGUAUCGGUGGCUGAAUAUGAGGAUGGGUGUGGGAAUGGGGGUGGAGAGGUGGGUUGCUUGA
Rasamsonia emersonii CBS 393.64 is the source of this 1449-nucleotide messenger RNA. RefSeq lists its product as uncharacterized. Bases 1 to 1449 code for a protein of 482 amino acids. The transcript has 7 exons. Gene Ontology annotation, molecular function: transmembrane transporter activity. The record is from RefSeq and is a predicted model, not a curated record. Gene Ontology annotation, cellular component: membrane. Lineage: Eukaryota; Fungi; Ascomycota; Eurotiomycetes; Eurotiales; Trichocomaceae. Gene Ontology annotation, biological process: transmembrane transport.